GGCGGUGGGGACUUGGCCGGGGGGUGGGGCUGUCCCUCACUCGGCGCGACCCUUCUCAGCCCUGCCCCGGGGCUGGGGGCUGAGGAUGCGGAGGGAGCCGGCGCCGGAGUUGUAGAGAGAUUGGGGGCGCUGAAAGGGCGGCCUCGUCCAUGGAGCGGGAGGAAUGCCCGGACCGAGCCCCGACAGACGCGGGCCAGCCUCAGCCCCGACGGCCAGCGCGCAGAUAGCAGCGCUCACUGCUGGGAGGAGCCAUGAUUCCGGUGACGGAGCUCCGCUACUUCGCGGACACGCAGCCGGCCUACCGCAUCCUGAAGCCGUGGUGGGACGUGUUCACCGACUACAUCUCCAUCGUCAUGCUGAUGAUCGCCGUGUUCGGGGGCACCCUGCAGGUGACGCAGGACAAAAUGAUCUGCCUGCCCUGUAAGUGGGUCACCCGGGACGCCUGCAACGAUUCCUUCCGCGGCUGGGCGGCGCCCGAGCCCGCCUACUUCAACGCCAGCCUCCUGGGUGGCCCUGACGCCGGCCCCACGGGCAUCAAGUACGACCUGGACCGGCACCAGUACAACUACGUGGACGCCGUGUGCUACGAGAACCGCCUGCACUGGUUCGCCAAGUACUUCCCCUACCUGGUGCUGCUGCACACCCUCAUCUUCCUGGCCUGCAGCAACUUCUGGUUCAAGUUCCCGCGCACCAGCUCGAAGCUGGAGCACUUCGUGUCCAUCCUGCUCAAGUGCUUCGACUCGCCCUGGACCACGCGGGCCCUGUCGGAGACGGUGGUGGAGGAGAGCGACCCCAAGCCGGCCUUCAGCAAGAUGAACGGCUCCAUGGACAAGAAGGCGUCGACGGUCAGCGAGGACGUGGAGGCCACCGUGCCCAUGCUGCAGCGGACCAAGUCCCGCCUGGAGCAGGGCAUCGUGGACCGCUCGGAGACGGGCGUGCUGGACAAGAAGGAGGGCGAGCAGGCCAAGGCGCUCUUCGAGAAGGUGAAGAAGUUCCGCACGCACGUGGAGGAGGGCGACAUCGUGUACCGCCUCUACAUGCGCCAGACCAUCAUCAAAGUGGUCAAGUUCGUCCUCAUCAUCUGCUACACUGUCUACUACGUGCACAACAUCAAGUUCGACGUGGACUGCACGGUGGACAUCGAGAGCCUGACCGGCUACCGCACCUACCGCUGCGCCCACCCGCUGGCCACGCUCUUCAAGAUCCUGGCGUCCUUCUACAUCAGCCUGGUCAUCUUCUACGGCCUCAUCUGCAUGUACACGCUGGGCUGGAUGCUGCGGCGCUCGCUCAAGAAGUACUCGUUCGAGUCCAUCCGCGAGGAGAGCAGCUACAGCGACAUCCCCGACGUGAAGAACGACUUCGCCUUCAUGCUGCACCUCAUCGACCAGUACGACCCGCUCUACUCCAAGCGCUUCGCCGUCUUCCUGUCGGAGGUGAGCGAGAACAAGCUGCGGCAGCUGAACCUCAACAACGAGUGGACGCUGGACAAGCUGCGGCAGCGGCUGACCAAGAACGCGCAGGACAAGCUGGAGCUGCACCUGUUCAUGCUCAGCGGCAUCCCGGACACCGUGUUCGACCUGGGCGAGCUGGAGGUGCUCAAGCUGGAGCUCAUCCCCGACGUGACCAUCCCGCCCAGCAUCGCGCAGCUCACGGGCCUGCAGGAGCUGUGGCUCUACCACACGGCGGCCAAGAUCGAGGCGCCGGCGCUGGCCUUCCUGCGCGAGAACCUGCGCGCGCUGCACAUCAAGUUCACGGACAUCAAGGAGAUCCCGCUGUGGAUCUACAGCCUCAAGACGCUCGAGGAGCUGCACCUGACGGGCAACCUGAGCGCCGAGAACAACCGCUACAUCGUCAUCGACGGGCUGCGCGAGCUCAAGCGCCUGAAGGUGCUGCGGCUCAAGAGCAACCUGAGCAAGCUGCCGCAGGUGGUGACGGACGUGGGCGUGCACCUGCAGAAGCUCUCCAUCAACAACGAGGGCACCAAGCUCAUCGUGCUCAACAGCCUCAAGAAGAUGGUGAACCUGACGGAGCUGGAGCUGCUGCGCUGCGACCUGGAGCGCAUCCCGCACUCCAUCUUCAGCCUGCACAACCUGCAGGAGAUCGACCUCAAGGACAACAACCUGAAGACCAUCGAGGAGAUCAUCAGCUUCCAGCACCUGCACCGCCUCACCUGCCUUAAGCUCUGGUACAACCACAUCGCCUACAUCCCCGUGCAGAUCGGCAACCUCACCAACCUCGAGCGCCUCUACCUGAACCGCAACAAGAUCGAGAAGGUCCCCACUCAGCUCUUCUACUGCCGCAAGCUGCGCCACCUGGACCUCAGCCACAACAACCUGACCUUCCUGCCCGCCGACAUCGGCCUGCUGCAGAACCUCCAGAACCUGGCCAUCACGGCCAACCGGAUCGAGGCGCUGCCCCCCGAGCUCUUCCAGUGCCGGAAGCUGCGGACGCUGCACCUGGGGAACAACGUGCUGCAGUCGCUGCCGUCGCGCGUGGGCGAGCUGACCAACCUGAGCCAGAUCGAGCUGCGCGGCAACCGGCUCGAGUGCCUGCCCGUGGAGCUGGGCGAGUGCCCGCUGCUGCGGCGCAGCGGCCUGGUGGUGGAGGAGGACCUGCUGGCCACGCUGCCCCCCGAGGUCAAGGAGCGGCUCUGGAAGGCCGACAAGGAGCAGGCCUGAGCCGGGCGCCGCGGACACUCGCCGCCGGACACCCCGCCCCGCCCGGGGGCUGGCCCCUCGGCCAGGCGCUGCCGGGAGACCCCCGCCUCGCACACGUCCCGGAGCCCCUUGUCCAGACAAUCAAGGCCCCCGGGCCGGGCCCGAGCCGGCACCAGGGAGGCUGUGCCCUCGCCCCUCCCGCGGGGAGCUUCACAUUCCCAAGGAAGUCAGGGGCUGGGGAGUGGGGAGCUGUCGGGAUUCCGGGCCUCGACCCUCCCGGGCACCAGCUGUGGGUGGGUACCUGGGUGCCAGGCUGGGCUCAGGCCCGGGGGCCAGGCCCAGCUGCGGCUUACUGCAUCCGUUUUAGAUCCUUUUUCUUUUUUAGUGAAAAAGAAAACACAAAAACCAAAUUUCUUUUUUUUUUUUUAAGAAAAAAAAAAAGCUUCAAAAAGCAAUGGUUUGGGUAUUAAAAAGAAAUAAAACUUCACACACACACACACACACACACACACACACACACACACACACACACACAAGGGACACUGAAGGCCAGCGAGAGGGACCCGGUAGCCUCGGCCCGGGGCCGGGGGACGCUUUCAGGGGUCUCGGUUCUCUCUCUGUCCCCUUUCCUUUCGGGGUGUCUUGUUUUCAUUCUCCUCCACGUGUCUGCGGGUGCUCACCCCGGUGGCUGCUGGCCAGGGGAAUGUUCCGGAGCCGCCAAGGGGGGGGGGCCGGGGAGACCCCCCCCCGGCCUGUGCACUCCCCUCGCCCCAUCGUCCAGUGUUAAGGAGCGGGGGCCACCUGCUUUCCCUCUACGCAUCCCGCCCGGACUCUGCCAGGGCCACCAGCAGCCCCGCUGCGUCCCCCCCGUCCUGUCCUGUCCUGUCGCCCCCCCAGCCGCGGGGGGCCCAGCCACUUCCUGUCCAGGUGCCCGGCUCCCGCGGUGUCCCGGCGGGGGCCGUAGCGGGAAGCCACUCCUGUUGGAUCCGUCUCUGGGGGAGGGUCCCCCGCCGGAGACGGUCACUCGGACACUAAGGCACGUUUUAGCGUCUCUGGUCUCCAUGAUUGUGUCCACCCGUCGUCCAUUUGUGUUUCCUGCCUCGAGUCCUGGGACGUGGCCCUCCGAACUCGUGCACACCUGCGCCCAGCACCCACGGAGCAGAGCAUUACCUGGGGGUCUGCUCCCGGGGGCUCGGCUCAGAUAGCAAAUAAACGUAUCCGAGAAAGCAGC
Messenger RNA from Sorex araneus (European shrew), 3888 nucleotides. It is a transcript of the gene LRRC8A, whose product is annotated as leucine rich repeat containing 8 VRAC subunit A. The transcript is spliced from 4 exons. Gene Ontology annotation, molecular function: protein binding. The record is from RefSeq and is a predicted model, not a curated record. The coding region runs from base 252 to 2678 and encodes 808 amino acids. NCBI's taxonomy places the organism in Eukaryota, Metazoa, Chordata, Mammalia, Eulipotyphla, Soricidae.